AUGUACAGAGACCAUUUAAACAAUCCUAGUGAGGAAGCCAAACGUCAAAUUAACGGUAAUGGCAAAGAUAUUAAAACUAUUAUAAAACAUUACAAAGAACAUAAAUGGACAACUGUUUGCAAUGAGAUAAACGAACAACAAGGAAAAAAAUACUGGCAACAAAUUAAAAAAUUAUCAAAAUAUAAGCAAACACCCCAGAUACCCCAAUUGGAAAAGAACGGCCAAAAAUUCGAAACAGAUGAAGAAAAAGCAGCCAUUUUUGCAGAUCAUUUCAGGGAUGCUUUUAUUGAAGACAACAGCCCUCAAUUUGAUAACAUACAUUAUGAACUAGUCCCAUGGCAUGAAACAUAUUUUAGUAACACACCCAACAUUGGAAAUAGGCAAAUAGAUGAAGAUGCAUAUUUCAAAAUAGUGUAUAAGGGGAAAAGAUCUCAAGCCUCCUUUAUUACUGAAGAAGCUGCCCAAAUGCUAGCCCUACCAAGAGAAAGAAUCAAAGCAGAAAUAUCUGGUCUAGCCGAUGGAAAGCCCAAACUUUCAAAAUGGAGAAUUCAAGCACAUCUGCAAACCUAG
Messenger RNA from Psylliodes chrysocephalus, 570 nucleotides. Lineage: Eukaryota; Metazoa; Arthropoda; Insecta; Coleoptera; Chrysomelidae. The record is from the annotation of a GenBank genome assembly.